GCCAUGAUGCCCAGCGGAGUAGCUUCAGCGAAUCCAUACGAGCACUACGACCAGGAUCCCCUCGAAGAUGAUCUUAUUGACCCGGAUGAUGCUGCUCUGGACCUCGAAGACCCUCUCGCAUCAUCCUCUGACCGAGCACCUCUAACAGGCAACAUCCAACAAUCAUCUGCUCGCGCACAAAACACUCAAUCCUACCUCAACAACACAAUCGGCGGCGAGGACCGCAGAGCUCCACAGAAUACCAUUGACGAGAGUGUCUGGGAUACCCUAUCGCGAGACUUACUUGCUAUCUGGGAGAAGAUGCGCCAAGUGCUGUAUCCCAAAUAUCUCCUGGGUGGUCUACUGCAGCGUGGUGGAGGCAUGGGAGGUGCAGAAAGAGCUGAGGGAGACAGUAUGGGCGGCGGUGGUCUGAACGGACUGGUAGGCAGAUGGCCAGAUGCAGACACUGUCCUGCAGAGCGGCAUGAGCGAAGGUCUAAGGGACUGGGAUCUAUGGGGGCCUCUUGUCUUCUGCUUACUGCUCAGUUUCCUCCUUUCGCGCGGCGCACAAGACGAACAGAAGUCCAUAGUCUUUUCUGGAGUAUUCGCUACUGUUUGGAUCGGAGAAGCUGUCGUCACACUCCAAAUCAAGCUUCUAGGAGGCAGCAUUUCAUUCUUCCAGUCGGUAUGCAUUAUUGGGUACACACUGUUCCCACUGGUCAUUGCAUCAACUCUCAGUGCGGCCGGUCUUCCUAUGAUUGCUAGGAUUCCUGUGUACCUUGUGCUGGUCGCAUGGUCACUGGCAGCGGGUGUGAGUAUUCUCGGAGGAUCUGGUGUUGUCAAGAACAGGGUAGGUCUUGCAGUGUUCCCGCUGCUCGUUUUCUACAUCGGCCUGGGAUGCUUGUGCUUUAUCAGUUAG
Aureobasidium namibiae CBS 147.97 is the source of this 897-nucleotide messenger RNA. RefSeq names its product Yip1-domain-containing protein. Gene Ontology annotation, cellular component: membrane; trans-Golgi network. The record is from RefSeq and is a predicted model, not a curated record. Lineage: Eukaryota; Fungi; Ascomycota; Dothideomycetes; Dothideales; Saccotheciaceae. The transcript has 4 exons. Gene Ontology annotation, biological process: endoplasmic reticulum to Golgi vesicle-mediated transport. The annotation marks the transcript as partial.